UCGUCACAGCGAGUACCGAGUAGGAGCAACCGCUUGCGUCAGACGCACACUGACGGAGAGUGAUCACUGAUUUCUGGUCAUGGCAACCGUAACUGAGGAAGUUGCUCCGGUCGUCACCGUCUCCGAGGAGCCGGCGCCGGAAGCGGCGAAGGAGGUGGUGGAGAAGCCGGAGGAGGGGAAGAAGCCCGACGAGGAGGGUGACGAGAGGAAGAAGGCCGACCCCGCCGCCGAGAAGGAGAAGAAGGCCGACCCCGCCGCCGAGAAGGAGAAGAAGGCGAGGAAGCCGCGGAGCAGGAAGCCCAAGUCCGCCGGGCUGCACCACCCGCCCUAUUUCGAGAUGAUCAAGGAGGCGAUCCUGUCGCAGGACGGCGGGAAGGUCGGGGCGAGCCCGUACGCGAUCGCCAAGCACAUGGGGGAGAAGCACCGGGACGUGCUCCCGCCCAAUUACCGCAAGGUGCUGGCCGUGCAGCUGCGCGGCUUCGCCGCCAAGGGCCGCCUCGUCAAGGUCAAGGCCUCCUUCAAGCUCGCCGCCGCCGAGGAGAGGAAGCCCUCCGCGGCCGCGAAGGCGAAGAAGAAGGCGUCGGCGGGAAUGGCCAAGCGCAAGAGGGCCGCCGCGCCGGCCAAGAUGAAGCCGGCGGCCGCUGCCUCGGCGCCGUCGAGGGAGGCACGUAAGGUGCGCGCGAAGCGAGCGAGGAAGGUGGCCCCGGCGCCCGCGCAGCCCAAGCCCAAGCCAGCCCGCGCCGCCGCUUCCGGUGCCGGCAAGAAGGUCAACAAGGCCAGCGCCUGAUUAGCGGCGGCCGUCCUGGUCCCCCCGCGCGCGCCUCCGUGUAUUAUACUAGCCGGUAGUAGCAGUAGGAGUUGCAAGUACUAGCAGCGUCGUAGUCGUGAUGAUGUUGUGGUCGUCGUCUCCGCCGGCCCGAUCGAUCGGGCGCUCUGUUCCGCCGUGUGGCAGAGUUUUGUAAAUAACUAGUCUGGUGUGAUGCGCUCAUGGCAAUAAAGCGCGCGCUUCUAGCUUCCUUGAUGAAA
Messenger RNA from Zea mays, 1026 nucleotides. RefSeq names its product histone H1-like. The record is from RefSeq and is marked validated. Gene Ontology annotation, molecular function: nucleosomal DNA binding; structural constituent of chromatin; double-stranded DNA binding. The coding region runs from base 80 to 787 and encodes 235 amino acids. NCBI's taxonomy places the organism in Eukaryota, Viridiplantae, Streptophyta, Magnoliopsida, Poales, Poaceae. Gene Ontology annotation, biological process: negative regulation of DNA recombination; chromosome condensation; nucleosome assembly. The transcript is spliced from 2 exons. Gene Ontology annotation, cellular component: nucleus; nucleosome.